Patiria miniata (bat star) is the source of this 4828-nucleotide messenger RNA. RefSeq names its product S phase cyclin A-associated protein in the endoplasmic reticulum-like (gene scaper). NCBI's taxonomy places the organism in Eukaryota, Metazoa, Echinodermata, Asteroidea, Valvatida, Asterinidae. Bases 131 to 4813 code for a protein of 1560 amino acids. The transcript has 28 exons. The record is from RefSeq and is a predicted model, not a curated record.
CUGUUUCAGCGCUACACUACACAGACUAUGCCACAGCCAUAGUGUUAUUCGACCUCGACAAUGUCAAAUUGCGUUCCGAUUUUAUCCAGGCUAUUUUAGGUUUUCGGUGGUCCUAUGAAAGAGGUGAAACAUGAGUGAAUCUCGGAGAAGACGAAACAGUAACGGGACAAAGCAGAGGUUUGGAAAUGGGGCAAGCGAAGGAGAUUCCGCGACUAAAAACAACAGUCACAGGCAUGACAGGCAUGACCCGUUGAUUACGACGAAGCCCCCGUUUUCUUCAACUUCAAGCUCUGUCGCAGGCCAUCAUGCCCCUGGAGGGUUGGCUGUCGGAAGAAAUCCCUCAAAUAAAUCCAGUGAACGCGAGGGAAGCAACUCUGGCAAGUCAGGCAGUUUAGCACCAUCGACUCUGCGAGGGAAAUCUUCCAAUUCAAAGGUGUCCUACACACGUUCCCAGAGCUAUGACAAAGUGCGUCGUAUUGUCAGUGAAGAAGGAAGACAAGCUCGCAAUCUUGUCACAUGGAAUGUUCCAGUGGAUGACAGCGAUGACAGUGACAAUAAUGGUAAACCAGAAAGGCGGAGGAAACCAAAAGCCAGAAGCAGUGCUGUCACUCGGAGUGCCCGCUUGACACCACGGGCCACAACUCCCCGCAAAAAGAAUGUGCCCCACCCUGGAAAUAGUCCCAGGGACCAGCAUCAAGACGGUCAGGGUUCCGAGGCUGCCAAGCCUGAUAGCAAGGGUGCUGCCACUGCUGCUACCAAUACUGCAGUGGCCAAGAAAAUGGAUCUAAGAGCCCGAUAUUGGGCCUUCUUGUUUGAGAAUCUGCAGCGGGCAGUGGAUGAGAUCUAUCAGACAUGUGAAGCAGAUGAGAGUAUCGUAGAAUGCAAGGAAGUCAUCAUGAUACUCAAGCGGGCCACCCAUGACUUUGAAUCUCUCAUCAGACGUAUCAAUGUACAGAAAGACUUUGAGAAAUGUGACAUUGAGAAUAGACCUACAUCUAUUGUGUGGGAGGUUCGGAAGUCAUCCUCACCGGCUAAGCAUAGAACACCCAGCUGGCCACCUGACAGUAGGGCAGCCAGGCCUCGCCGGCCUAAUUCUUUGGCUUGGGAGGUCCGUAAGACUUCCCCUGGGCGGAGUCUUAUCAACAGCCCCACCCCAGAAGGCCGGGACACUCCAAGUCCUGUCAAUCGUAGUCUGAAUUUUAGUGGGCAGGAGGCUACCAAAAACAGAAGCAGUCCUGUGCCCUUAGUGACAGAAGUAGCAGAAACUGCUGUGGUGGCCAGCUGGGCUGAUAGGGUCAAAGGUCACACCGUCAAACCCAUCGCUAGGGUACCAGGAGUGAAACCAUCAGAUGUUAAACUUGGAGACAAGAAAGGACAGGAGAAGGGAAGGAAGCAAAUUGGCAUGCGUGAUACUCAGAUGGUGAAUGGGAAGCUCGCCCCAGCCGAAGAUGAUGGAGAAGGCUGGGAGACGGUGCAGCGGAGUAAACCCAACCGCUCCAGACCGUCCUCAGCUAAGAGCAGGUCUCAUCAUAGCAGCACCAGCAGUAACCACUCAGUCAAGUCUCAAUCUGGUAUCAAUCCCGCGCCUGAUAGCAGCAAGAAUCCUCAGCAGACUAGCACUGGUCAGAAGGAUGCCAAGCAGGAGCGAUCUCGCUGCAGGACUGACAGUGAGAAGGAGAACAGACCGCUAGAGAGUCAUCUGGUCAAUCGAGAGCAGCCCAACACCAAUCAGAAGAUUCAAGGGGAAAGGUCAGAAAAGUCCAAUACUGAACGUCGGAUGGACAAGAAUGAGAAGAUCUCUAAUUGCCCUAUAGACACCCAGAAAUCAGAUGAGGCUAACAUUCAGGAUUUGGAUCCAGCUAUUGUUGCAGUUUGUGCAGGAAUGAGUGGUUACCUACUGCCAUCCAGUGAUCAAGUAGAGAGUAACAAAGAUAACACUGAGGACAAAUUGGCUGCUAAACUGGAUAAGGAUGUCAGUGUUGCCAUUGAUGAAGAGGAAACACUGACGAAUGAGAUUGAAAAGUGUCAGGAUGAGGCCUUGGCAUCGGCCAUUGCCGAGGAAGAGAAACUAACCAAGGAAAUUGAAGAGGAGGAGAGCAAAGAGAUCAUUGUGGAGACAGACGAAGGAGAAAGUGAUCUUGCUCUCAGCACGAACACUCUGAGCUCACUGGACAGCUCACAGCAGACCCUGGACUGGAAUGAAAUGGUGUUAGAUUUUGAGGAGCGACAAGGCCAGCAGUCACCAAUCAGCUGGGGUGAGAUGGUGGAGAUCAGUGAGAUUGAAGGCAGGCCACCGGGCUAUGCACUGCAUAUGCAUGAAAAACUCUCAUCUCCAUCCAGGAAAAGAACAAGAGCCGAGGCCCAGAAGCGCCAUGAAGAGAGACAAGCAAAGGCCCAACAGAAACGAGUCUUACUCCUGGAUGAAAAGGCUAUCAAGCUCAAGAUGCUUCAUGAGAAGAUCCAGGAAGUCAGGGAAUGGAAGGAGGAAUUACUCAUGUUGAAGAAGAAGGAGAUGGAGGAGAAACAGCAACGAGCAGAGCAGAAGAGACACAUGCAGCUGGAAGCAGUCAGAAGGAAAGCACAGGAAGAGGAACAGAAGGCCAAUGAGAUUGCAUUCAUCAAUAGCCUGGAGGCGCAGAAUAAGAAGCAUGACAUCCUUGCACGUCACCAGGGCCAUGAGGCACGUCUACAGGACCUGAUGGAGGAGAGACAAAGGAAGCAUGUGGAGAAGGCAGCCAAAGAAGAAGCAGUCCAGGAGAGGAGGAAAGCUCUGGAGGUGGAGAGGAUGGCUCGUCUUAAGGACAUGCAGAGACAUCGGCAGGACCAAUCAGAUAAGCUCAAUGUACUCAAGGAGCAGAGGGAGAGAGCUAGGGAGUCUGCAGUCAAGGAACGGGCCAAAGAGCGAGAGCAGAGACUAUCUGCACUGAAUGCAGCCCAACAAGCUAAGGAAGAAGAAAUACAGAAAAAGAUACAGCAAAAGCAUGAUGAAACUACCCGUCGUCACAACCAGCAGAUAGAGCAGAAGCGUGAAAAGGCCAUUGAACUGAGCAUGCUCAAACACUACCGCACCACUGACGUAGCCCCUCACCACAACCCCUAUGAAAUCAAGAAGAUGUGUACUCUCUGCAGUGUCUUGAUUCCAUCUGAAGUGUACCUACUGAGUCAUCUACGAGGCAAAAAACAUAAAGAAGCUGUCCUAGACAAAAAUCAAGGGAAGCACAUGACUGAUGAAGAAAUAGAGAGUUACUCUCUAAAGCUAGUUGUGGAGGCCUCGCCGGACCGAGCAGACCCUCAGGAAAUGGCGGAGAAGGAGAGACAGAAGGCAAGCCGCAAGAGAGCACGCAAGCUACGGCAGAGAAUGUCUUCAAAGGGCAAAGAAUAUGAGAACAACCUUCUGUCUAAGACACAGGCUCAUGAAUCUCAGCUCAGGGCCAAGCUCCAGAAGUUGAUCAAAGACUUGAAUAAAUAUCUUCAGUCUCAGGCCUCCAGCGGUCCCUGGGAACAGAGCAAGGUGUCGGCCAUGGACAGGGCCCUCGGGGAACUCAACCGCAUACUGGCCAAAAAGGAGCAAGCUGACCAGGUCACAUUCAGGGCAUGUGGUGGGCUGUCUACACUCGGUCGUAUUCUAAUGCUGAUAGAUUCAGGCAGUAGCACGCAAUCAAACGUCAUCCCUGCCAAAUCAGUGUGCAGUGCAGCCACUGCAUUCAGGCUGACGUGCAAAGGUUGCUUUGACAACUGCCAAUACGCUCUGUACAGCGGCAAACUGGCACCCAUUGUAGAACUACUAGUUCAUCAACUCGGACUGAUGGUGCCAAACUCUGCAGAUCCUUCCCCUAGUCUGUGCCACAGCCUGUCCGAUCCCAUCUCCAGCUGUCUGAUGCAGCUAUUGUCCACAGUCUUACUCUGUCUGGUCAAGUAUCGGCAGCAGAGCACUUCAUCAGAUAGUCGCUCUGGGGCCCAGAAGAAGCAAAUGGAUACCUUUGAUCAGUGUGGACAGGAUCUCAUCAGCUAUUUGGUGUGCUAUGGUGUGAUAGAUAGUCUAACGUCAUGCUUCAACCGUGUGAGGGGAACCGUUGAUGAAAACCCAUCCCUGGCUGAGUUCCUGCAGCAUGGCCUGGGGCUGCUGGGUGCCAUGACCAAGUUUGUCUCCUCUACCUCCAGCAGGUCAGGAUGCAUCUUCUUGAGCAAGAAGGAGGAUCCUACCCAACUUCUGGCUACUUUUAGAGCCACUGGUUUCAGUGGUAUCGUGUCCCUGCUGUAUGGCAUCCUACUUCAUGGAGGUAACCCACCACGAGGCAGUACUACAACACCACCUGAGCUGCCUGAGCAUACACUCAAUGUGGUGACUGCAGGCAUCAAGUUACUCAGUAAUAUCGCUGUGUUGGAUCUUGAAAUGAUGCAGAGUGCUCUAGGAUCUGAAGGCAUCUCACUGGAGUUUCGUCACAUUGCCACCUAUCUGAUAUGGCAUUGUAGUCACUUUGUCAGCUGUGAAGAUCUACUGCAUGAGAUCAUUCUCAUUGUGGGCUACUUCACCAUACUCAACACGGAGAAUCAGGUCCUUGUGCAGUCUGGUAACACGCCUACCCUCCUGCAGCAGCUGUGUGGUCUACCAUUCCAGUAUUUCAGUGAUCCACGUCUGAUGGCUGUACUCUUUCCUACCCUUAUGGCCUGCUGCUUCAAUAAUACUGCGAACAAGAUCAUUUUGGAGCAAGAGAUGAGCUGUUCUCUAUUAUCUUGCUUUCUUGAGGAGAAAAUUCAAGACAAGAAAGUCAAGCAAUCACCCACAUCAACAAAGAGCAGAGGUAAGUCCUAGGAAUGCCUUCCUUCC